This is a messenger RNA of Coniosporium apollinis CBS 100218, 468 nucleotides long. RefSeq lists its product as uncharacterized. The record is from RefSeq and is a predicted model, not a curated record. The transcript has a single exon. NCBI's taxonomy places the organism in Eukaryota, Fungi, Ascomycota, Dothideomycetes. Bases 1 to 468 code for a protein of 155 amino acids. Gene Ontology annotation, molecular function: A2-type glycerophospholipase activity. Gene Ontology annotation, biological process: arachidonate secretion; phospholipid metabolic process.
AUGCACUUCCUCAAAGCCGUCGCCUUCGGGCUAAGUCUUGCGGCCUCUGUCUCCGCCCUCGCUAUUGGGGACAUCAAGGACGGACUCAACCAUCUUGUCGCGCGUGGCCCUGUGCAAGACACUGACCGCCUCCUCUACUCUACAUCCAUGAGCAACUUCCUAGCCGCCAAGCGGGCCAAGAACCCCAGCUACCUUAAUUGGAACGAUGACGGCUGCUCGAUUUUAUCCGACACACCAUACGGCUUCAACUUUUUGCCCAGCUGCCAGCGGCACGAUUUCGGGUAUAGGAACUACAAGGCCCAGAACCGGUGCUCGAGUGACGAUCGGAAGAGAGUCGACCAGAAGUUCCUCAGCGACAUGAACAACGAGUGCGGAAAACAAUCUGCAGUAAAGAAGUUAGCUUGUCUGAAAGUAGCAUCAGAAUAUUAUGUUGGUGUUAGGGCCGCGGGUGGGUUGAAGUGGUGCUGA